UAUCUUAUUGGGCGUCCACCCGGUGCCAGACCUAGCUUAACCAAGGGUUUUAGCCCAUGAACAUACCCGUUUCGAAGCUAAAACCCUGAAACAUUGUUCUGUUUCUCCUUCCUCCAUUCCUCUCUCAAACUCGAGAUUUUGCAGAUCUUUUGAAAACUCAUUUUCCAGGUAUGCUACUCAAAAUCCGAACUAUUUGCUCAUACUUUCCAAAACUUACACAAUUCGUAGCAUCCCACACAAACCCUACACUCAAUAUUCAAGCAAAACCCAUUUCGAGUCUGAAAGUGGUAUGGCGUAAGGACCAAAAUCUAGACCAGGCCAUAGAAAAGGACAAACAGUUCAAGCUCUGCUCCCGGGUCGUGAAGGAGGUCCUUAACGAACCAGGUCAAGUAAUCCCGCUACGGUACCUCGAGAAACGCCGCGAAAGAUUACGCCUUAACGUCAAAACUAAAACCUUCCUCACCCAAAACCCUGGUUUAUUUGAUGUUUAUUAUGAUAGGAUCAAACCCAAGACUGAACCAGUUCAGUUUCUUCGUGUUAGUAAUAGGCUUAAACUAUUUCUCGAAGAAGAGGAAAGGAUUAUCACGGAAAAUGAGGCUUUGAUUGUGUCUAAAUUGUGCAAAUUGUUGAUGAUGUCCAAGGAUAGGGUUCUUAGUGCAGAUAAAUUGGUUCAUGUGAAGAGAGAAUUUGGUUUCCCGAAUGAUUUUUUGGUCAAUUUGGUGCCCAAAUAUUCGCAGUAUUUCAGGUUAGCAGGGUCCCCAGGGGAAGGGAAAUCGUUUCUGGAAUUGGUUUCAUGGAACCCCGAGUUUGCUAAAUCGGUAAUUGAGCAGAGAUCAGAGGAGGAAUCGAGGGUGACUGGAAUCCGGGCUCGUCCAAAUUUCUAUUACAAGCUUCCACCGGGGUUUUUCUUGAGAAAGGAAAUGAGGGAAUGGGUUAGGGACUGGAUGGAACUUGAUUAUGUCUCGCCUUACGAUGAUAUCUCACAUUUGGAUCAAGCAUCACAAGAAAUGGAGAAGAGGACGGUUGGAGUUUUCCAUGAGCUGUUGUCAUUGUCCAUACACAAGAGAAUUCCGGUACCAAUACUAGGGAAGUUCAGUGACGAGUACAGAUUUUCAAAUGCUUUCUCAAGUGUGUUCACUAGGCAUUCUGGGAUUUUCUAUAUGUCUUUGAAAGGUGGGAUCAAGACGGCAGUGCUGAGGGAGGCUUACAAGAAUGAUCAAUUGGUUGACCGGGAUCCUUUGCUUGAGAUAAAGGAUAAGUUUGUUGAGCUAUUGGAAGAAGGGCGGCGGCAGAGAGCAGAGCAGUUGAGAUUGCAAAGAGAGGAGACUGAGAAGGAUAUGGAGGUGAUGGCUAUAAGGAUGGCAGAGUAGAAGAAGAAAGCUGGCUUUUGAAAGUGGAACAGAUCAGUUUUUAAUGCGCAUGUGCUGAUCAUCUUCCUAAUCAUGAUCAUGGCCAUGCUCUGUGGUUUGUCACUUACAUAGAAGAAGCCUGCUUUGGAGACUACAAUUUUGUAUAACAGGGGACUCUUUUGAACUUCAAGAACCAUGCUGUUGAAGUUUUGUAGAAGAAGACAUGCCCCAUUGGUAAAAUUUAAAGGCUAUUUUCUUAUCAUCAGAUUGAACAUGUAUAUAUUUCAAGCCCUGUUAAAGACACCUACUAUUUUCCCAGAUUUUGUGAACACUAUUACCUCUUCCCAUUAAUUUUGGUAACAGUUCAAUUGUAUCUCCGAGACGACUAUGUUUCAGCAUGGUUUGCAGUCAAUUAUAAUCAGUCAUAAAAUUGCGGAUUGAAGAA
This is a messenger RNA of Humulus lupulus (European hop), 1794 nucleotides long. Its product is annotated as protein WHAT'S THIS FACTOR 1 homolog, chloroplastic. The coding region runs from base 171 to 1370 and encodes 399 amino acids. Lineage: Eukaryota; Viridiplantae; Streptophyta; Magnoliopsida; Rosales; Cannabaceae. The transcript is spliced from 2 exons. Gene Ontology annotation, molecular function: RNA binding. The record is from RefSeq and is a predicted model, not a curated record.